Messenger RNA from Lachancea dasiensis, 573 nucleotides. NCBI's taxonomy places the organism in Eukaryota, Fungi, Ascomycota, Saccharomycetes, Saccharomycetales, Saccharomycetaceae. The record is from the annotation of a GenBank genome assembly.
AUGUCAGAGAACGCGGUAAGGAGGAAGCUUGUUAUAAUAGGCGACGGUGCUUGUGGCAAAACGUCGCUUCUUCAUGUAUUUACGCUGGGCAAGUUCCCGCAAGAGUAUCAUCCAACAGUCUUUGAGAAUUAUGUGACGGAUUGUCGAGUGGAUGGGAUUAAAGUAACGUUGGCCUUAUGGGAUACAGCAGGACAGGAAGAAUACGAACGAUUGCGACCCUUCUCAUACUCCAAGGCUAACAUAGUUCUAAUAGGGUUUGCUAUAGAUGAUCUAGAGUCAUUGCGAAAUGCGCGUUCUAAGUGGACAGAGGAGGCCCUGCGCUAUUGUCCCGAUUCCCCAAUCAUACUGGUGGGGCUCAAGAGUGAUCUACGGAGAACGGAGAGAAAUUCUUCUGAUCGGCAGUUUGUCCGUCAGGAAGAAGCCGAGAAAGUGGCUCACGCGAUAGGAGCGAAACGAUACAUGGAAUGCAGCGCGCUCGAUGGCACCGGGGUGGAUGACGUUUUUGAAGUGGCUACAAGAACGAGCCUUUUGGUCAACAAAGAGCCUGGUGGAGGGUGUUGCACAGUAAUAUAA